Hevea brasiliensis (rubber tree) is the source of this 1394-nucleotide messenger RNA. Its product is annotated as GDSL esterase/lipase EXL3. Lineage: Eukaryota; Viridiplantae; Streptophyta; Magnoliopsida; Malpighiales; Euphorbiaceae. Bases 84 to 1181 code for a protein of 365 amino acids. The record is from RefSeq and is a predicted model, not a curated record. Gene Ontology annotation, molecular function: lipase activity. The transcript is spliced from 5 exons. Gene Ontology annotation, cellular component: extracellular region. Gene Ontology annotation, biological process: lipid metabolic process.
UAAUCCAAUAAAUACUAGUAAUUUUCAUCACCCGGAAGAAGAAGAGGACGAAGAAGAAUAAGAAGCACACUACUGUUCUAAACAUGAAGUUUCUCUUUGAAAAUCUUGGAUAUUCAUCUUCUAUUUUCUUUCUGCUAGUGGCUCUGUUAUUUCCCCUAAAUACUGCAGUCCCUACUAUAACUUUGCCCAACAAUGAAAAGGUUCCAGCAGUAUUUGUGUUUGGAGAUUCUAUAGUGGAUACAGGCAACAACAACAAUAUCAAAACUACUGCCCAGUGCAACUUCCCUCCUUAUGGGCGGGACUUCGUGGGUGGAAAACCAACCGGAAGGUUUAGCAAUGGCAGGGUCCCCUCUGACUUCAUAGCUGAAGCACUUGGCGUAAAGAAACUCUUGCCGGCUUAUCUUGAUCCGAACCUGCAGCUUCAAGACCUCCUAACAGGAGUAACCUUUGCCUCCGGCGGCGCUGGUUAUGAUCCUGUCACAUCCACUCUUGCGCCUGCAUUUUCCUUAUCUGAUCAAAUAGACCAGUUCAAAGAGUACAUAAAAAAGAUAAAUUCAGCAGUUGGAGAAGAAAGAAGUGCAGCCAUAGUAUCCAAAAGCGUAUUCAUAAUCUGCAUAGGAAGCAACGAUAUUCUUAACACUUAUUAUUCUACUCCAUUGAGGCAUUUUCACUAUACUAUUGAUUCCUAUGCGGAUUUCUUAGCUAGCUCAGCUUCAAGUUUUAUCCAGGAACUUCAUGGACUUGGAGCGAGAAGAAUUGGAGUACUGAGCUUACCACCAGUAGGGUGUGUGCCAUCGCAGAGAACCACACGUGGAGGCAUACAAAGAAAGUGUGUAGAUUAUGAGAAUCAAGCUGCAAUCCUCUUCAAUUCCAAGCUAGUCUCAGCUAUUGAUUCUCUCAAAACAUCGCUUUCUGAUUCUAUUCUUGUAUAUCUUGACGUCUACAAUCCUCUGCUUUCCGUCAUCCAAAAUCCUGCUGAAUAUGGAUUCCAAGAAGCAACGAAGGGAUGCUGCGGCACAGGAAAAAUAGAGGUGACUUACCUUUGUUAUCACCUUGAGGACCCAUUAACUUGCAAAGAUGACUCAAAAUACGUAUUUUGGGAUAGUUACCAUCCUACAGAGAAGGCUUAUGAGACCCUUAUCACUCUCGUCCUCAACAAUUUAAACAAUAUGUUCGGAUGAGGAGACCUACCUAUCUCUCUUUCCACAGUUAUCAUUAUUGAUAGUCCAAGAAUAUGAUGCAAUUGAAUAUUUUUAAUUAGUACUGUAUGUCUAAUUGUAUUAGUAAAAAAAAAAUUAAAUAUUUUGAUAUCGUUAAUGAUUGCUAUUGGUAAUGUUAAUUUAUUAGAACAUUUCAACAGACUUAAUCAUAAUAUUAAUUAUGUUUUUAAAUUA